This is a messenger RNA of Ipomoea triloba (trilobed morning glory), 2091 nucleotides long. Its product is annotated as L-type lectin-domain containing receptor kinase IX.1-like. Gene Ontology annotation, molecular function: ATP binding; carbohydrate binding; protein kinase activity. Gene Ontology annotation, cellular component: plasma membrane. Gene Ontology annotation, biological process: protein phosphorylation. Bases 1 to 2091 code for a protein of 696 amino acids. NCBI's taxonomy places the organism in Eukaryota, Viridiplantae, Streptophyta, Magnoliopsida, Solanales, Convolvulaceae. The record is from RefSeq and is a predicted model, not a curated record. The transcript has a single exon.
AUGCCAUCUGCAAAAACUCCUCAAAAACCUCACAGAGCCAUGGCAGCAGCUGCCAUGGAUAUCUCUCCUUUUGUAUUCCUUGUGCUUCCCUCUUUAGUUUGUUCACUCUCAUUUGAUCUGCCAAGCAUUAGCCCUAAGGAUACAAAUGUGCACAUCAACGUGGAAGGAGAUGCAACCAUCACAAGCCAGGGCAUCCAACUCACACCAUAUGAACGCGAAUUGGCGUUGACAGACAAAGCUGGUCGAGCCACCUAUGUUGAAUCCUUGCACCUAUGGGACAAGGCUUCUGGAGAUUUAGCUGAUUUCACCACCCAUUUCACUUUCACCGUCGACUCAGAUGGUAACCCUAACUAUGCUGAUGGACUCGCCUUUUUCUUGGCCAAUUUUUCCGCCCCUAUCAAUGGAACGCUUACUGAUGGUGGCGGUAUUGGCCUUAUGAAUGAAACCCUACCAAUAGCCCUAGAUCCUUUUGUUGCUGUGGUGUUCGAUACUUUCUCGUACUCAGACUAUCGGUCUAUGACAAAUGUAAGUAUCAACAUUAAGUCUAUGCUGAAUCCUGUGAAUAUAAAACCUUGGUUUAACAAUGUCACUCAGGGAAUGGAUAACAAUGCUUCCAUUACUUAUAGUGCUAGUUCCAAGGUUCUCCGAGUGGUUUUUACAGGGUUUUGGAAUGGUGAAAGCAUGACAGAAAGCCUUAGUUACCAGGUUGAUCUCAGGGAAUACUUGCCUGAAUUCGUUAGCGUUGGGUUCUCAGCAUCAACAGGAAGGUUAUUUGAGAAGAACGGUGUUAGCUCGUGGCAGUUCAAUUCCACUUCACUCAGGUCAGCAAAAGAAAAGAACAAGAAAGGAAUAGAAGUGCUAGGGUUGAGUAUUUGUGUUCCAGUUUUAGUUGCUGUAUUAUUGGCUUUAGCCAUCUUUAUUAUCUGUCUUAAAAAGACACGAGCAAAAGUAAUAGGAAACAAUGAUAAUCAUGAGAUUAUUCUUCUUGGUCAGGCCAUGGAUACUGAGUUUCAAAUGGCUAGCACCGGUCCUAAAAAGUUCUCAUACACUGAAUUGAAAACUGCAACUAGCAGCUUCUCAGAGGAGCAUAAUAAGCUUGGAGAAGGAGGGUUUGGAGGGGUUUAUAAAGGUUUCUUAAAGAGCCUAAACUUGGAUGUGGCUGUCAAGAGAGUCUCAAGUGGGUCUAAACAGGGGGUUAACGAAUAUGCCUCAGAAGUAAAGAUCAUCAGUCGAUUGAGACAUAGAAAUUUGGUACCACUCCAUGGUUGGUGUCACGAAAAAGGUGAGCUGCUGCUUGUUUAUGAGUACAUGCCUCAAGGCAGCUUAGAGUCUCAUCUCUUCAAGGGAAUGUCAGUGUUGGAUUGGGGGUUCAGGUAUAGAAUUGCACAAGGCUUGGCCUCAGCUUUGUUCUAUCUGCAUGAAGAGUGGGAAAAAUGUGUAUUGCAUAGGGAUAUUAAGUCCAGCAAUGUCCUCUUGGAUUCGAGCUUCAAUGCUAAACUAGGUGAUUUUGGGUUAGCUUGGCUUGUUGACCAUGAAAAUGCACCCCAGAAAACCAUAGCCGGAGGAACACCAUGGUACGUAGCCCCAGAAUGCAUUUUCACAUUUAAGACAAGCAAAGAGUCAGACGUGUAUAGUUUUGGAAUUGUUGCAUUAGAAAUUGCUACCGGGCAAAGAGCAAUUAUUGUUAACCAACCCGAAGGUGUGAAAACCUUGGUGGAAUGGGUUUGGGAUUUGUAUGGAAUGGGAAAGCUAUUCGAAGCUAUAGAUCCUAAGCUAUGCGGAAACUUUGAUGAGCAAGAAAUGAAACAGUUAAUGAUGGUUGGGUUGUGGUGUGCUCACCCUGAUAGCACUUGCCGGCCAAAAAUAAGCCAAGCCUUACAUUGUCUUAAAUUCCUAGUGCAAUUGCCCACUCUUCCACCAAAGAUGCCUAAACCAGUUUACUCAACUUCUUUGUCAAGGGUGCAUUAUUGGCAGAUACUUGAGGGCCAUAGGAGCUCCAGCAACAACAGUUGUCCCUCACGUUCCACUUCAUCUUCCAUCAUGGAUGCUGCUUCUUCAUCAUCAUCUGCCUCACAUUCGCACACGCAAUGA